AUGUUGAAAAAACAAUGGGAGACAGGUGUAAUGUUUGGCAAACAUUGGCCAACAAGUAUAAAAUCAGAGCAAAAUGUUGUGAAAAUCAUUCAACAACUGAGCAAGCAAAGCACACACAGCUAGCAAACAAUCUUAGAAGUUGAAAUUAUCUGAAACAAGAAAGGAAUCAAAAUGGAAACAUUAAAACUUAUGAGCUACCAAGUCAACUAUAUCUCCAGAGAGGGACUCAGUAAUGCAGGAUUUGGUGAUUUGAACAGUUACGGACCAAAAAUUACUGAAAUAGAUGACAGUUGUAGCCAAAUUAGUGAUUUUACCAAAUAUGGCACAAACAACAUACCAGCUGCCUAUCAUGGCCUCGUAGCAACAGAAGACUCUCUGACAUCACAGAUGAUAUCACCAGUACUUAGCCAAUCAGACAACAGCUUACAACAAAUUGGCUGCAGUAUGCUGCAGACAUCACCUGAUACUCGAGAAGGAUCCUUCAAAAGUUGCACACCAUCUCCAUCUAUUGGAAGUCUCACACCAUCGCCAACACCACCUAUUGAGCAAGUCCGCAGCCCAGGCAGUCCAGAAACAGUUAUCAGUGACAUUGAUGAAGUGCUCAAAUCCCUUGAGAACACAGCUAAAGGUGGCGCCUCUAAAGCUGAGAAACCUCAUCAUUCAUAUGUUAAACUUAUCGUUGAUGCUAUACUUAGCAAACCAGAAAAGCGUAUGAUCUUGGGUGACAUCUAUCAAUACAUUCAGGAUAAUUUUGAAUACUACAACAAUGAGGAGCGAGCUUGGAGAAACAGUAUCAGACACAACCUAUCUCUGAAUGAAUGCUUCAUCAAAGCAGGACGUGCUGAUAGCGGGAAAGGCAACUAUUGGUCAAUCCAUCCUGCAUGCAUUGAGGACUUUUCUAAGGGAGAUUAUAGGAAACGUAAUGCCAGACGUCGUGCUAAGCGUGGUUCAAGGGGUCUUCAAGCACAGCAGCCAAGUACACCCUACCCUUACCGCCAGUAUGUACCCAUGUCUUCAGAUACACUCAGCUACCCUACUCCAAUGCCGUAUCCCUACCAGAUGCCCACAAUUUCGCAGAUGCCUCCACAGCCUCAUCUACAAGCACCUUCCAUUGGUUACUUAGGUAAAUACCAACAACCAAUGACAGCAGCUUAUGGUCAACAAGUCAGCAUGCCUGAUCCUCUUACUGCAGCUUACAGUUCACAACCAAGAGCCACCUUCAAUUAUGAGCCUCAGACAUCAAUUACAAGUAUGGACCUUUAUAGACCACCUUAUAAUUACCCAUCAGGCAACAGUGGUUACCAUCGCAAUGCUUCUAUGAUGCAUUACCCAGCAAUCAACCAAGGUCAUUAGUAUCCUCAGGUUUAAACUUUGGACAAUUAAAGAGAGCCAAUAACCAACAUCCGAAGUAAAUUAUCUUUUAAUUGUUGUAUCGGUUGAAUUUUCAGUUAUUAUUUAUUUUUCUAUUGAAUGUAUACUGUAGCCAUCUUUUGAUUUUAAAAAGAGACCUACAAUUUUAAACUGCCAAGAAAGCCAAAUUCAAAAUUGUAUAAAGCCACAUGUACAUAAACCUGUAGUAUGUAGUUGCAUGUAUUGAAUAAAUAUAAAAUAAAAAAUUAUUUGUUGUGUUGAUUUACAUUGACCUGAUCCACCAUUGUAUUACAUAUGACUUAACAGAAUAUUCUCGUAGAAAGUAUGCGUUAAAUAAUCUCUACAUAUUAAUGGUAACGCUAUCUAUCCACCUUUCUAUGUAGUCUUUGCAGCCUCAGACCCACUCCUUACAAAA
Messenger RNA from Owenia fusiformis, 1786 nucleotides. NCBI's taxonomy places the organism in Eukaryota, Metazoa, Annelida, Polychaeta, Sabellida, Oweniidae. The record is from the annotation of a GenBank genome assembly.